Daphnia carinata is the source of this 4212-nucleotide messenger RNA. Its product is annotated as protein timeless-like. Lineage: Eukaryota; Metazoa; Arthropoda; Branchiopoda; Diplostraca; Daphniidae. Gene Ontology annotation, biological process: DNA replication checkpoint signaling; DNA repair; replication fork arrest. The record is from RefSeq and is a predicted model, not a curated record. Gene Ontology annotation, molecular function: DNA binding. Gene Ontology annotation, cellular component: replication fork protection complex.
UUUAUUUUAUGUUAGGUUUUAUACUACCAUACAAAGAAAAGGGGAACAUGUUUGCUUGUUAUUUAGAGUAAUAGAGCAUCAAAAAGCUUUAGAACACAUUAAAGUACCAGCAAUCGUGUUUAUGUUACAUGUGUCGAACGGCGAUAAAUAUUAUUCACAAGAUGUAUGGCACCGUAUUCCACCGAACGUAUCACGCUCUACUAACAAUCUCUAAAAGACAGUUAGUAGUCCUUGGUAAAGAUUGUUUUAAGUGGCUGAUGCGGGCAUGCGCGAAGAAAAUGCUUGAGAGGUCGAUCUAUGCCUUCUCCAAAACAGUUGUGAAUCCCAAGUUCGCCGAGAAAGGCUUACAGAUAGCUGCCUCCUUUGCCAUUUUAAGACCAGUUCUGUUUGCUGAUCGUCGGGGUCAUAUUACCUCAUCCACACCGCAGAAAAUCUUGCUUUUAAAUGGCGUUUAUGCUAGUGGUUUGAUUGCGGUUUAACGACAAGCGAUCGUGGGAAGUUGAGGUUCAUCUCAUUAGACUGAAAUGCUGUUGACUAGCUUAUUGAUUCAGUAUGGAGCACUUGAUGAAAUUAAGUGGUAGUGUCCCGUGUCUGUCACUCAAUCCACUUGGAUCUUUUCACAACAACAGGUACUACAUCAACGAUGAAUGCUUGAUUAACCUUAACGAAAUCUGCAACAAGUUACGUAGCGAGGAUCCAAAUACUCGCCCAUUUCGACGUGCCAUCGGCUUUUUAGAUGUUCUAAACAAGGAUCUAAUCCCUAUUUUAGUAGGCAACAAGGAUCAGCCUGAAAUCUUUUAUUCAACAAUCAAACUGUUAGUGGAACUUACCGUUCCUAUCGAAGGCCUCAUUUGCACGGAGACGUCUAAACGGACCGCAUCAAAGAAUAUUGUCAUUCACGAAAUAGAACAGCUCCUCUACAGUGCCAAGGAAGCAUUUUUGGAUGGUAGGGCUACUCUCGCUGUGCUCCGUCAUCUUCAUCAUCUUUUAGAACAGCGAACGUUGUCGAGCGAUGAAAACAAAUGUUUAAAUGAUUCGCUGGCCCUGAUUUACAAUGUUCUUCACGUGCCUGAACGACAUACUAACGAGCACAGUAAUGUUAAGGCAGCUGGUGUGGAGGCAACUGGUGAGACGGUAGCCCAGCAACCAACAGGAAGCAUUUCAUCGCGUCUUCAUCAACUGCACUCGAACGGCAAAAGUUACGGGAUUGGUGGGCGACAAAGUCGAUUAAUGUGGAACUUAUUUACACAAGGAUUGGAUCGUAUUCUAAUCACUUCGCUGACGAAAUCUGAAAAGAACGACUGGAUCGCGAAUAUCGUGCGGCUGAUGUCCUUCAUUUACAAAGAUCAUUACAUGGAAGAAAUGGAAAAAUUGGUGGAUACUUGUAUUCUGACAUACAAAGAAGCUGAGCCUGACGGUGACUCCAACGAUAGACCACUUCUGAUCGACUCCUUCAACAGUCAACAGUUUCUGAAUUUUCCGUGUGACCAACCUUGUCUAAUAGGUAAAAGCUGUGCUGCCCUCACACGUGGAUUGCAACCAACGAUGAUCCUGUCGCCAACGAUACGGGAUCCGGUGACGAGGAAAACCGGAUGUAAUAAACGUCACAAGGUUUCCGGAGAAACCGAGUGUUUGUCCACCGUAACCUCAUCACUACACGGCAAACGAUCAAAUAAAUCAGAGCAUUACAGCCAAUCUAACACAUCCAGCAAAUUGUUUUUGAGUGACGCUCGAUGCAAACAGGGAAACCGUUGGAUGACGCAUUCUCGUAAAAGGAAAUAUUUGGGGCUUCGUCGUCAAGGCAACAGUGAAAAAUCCGACAAAACAUUUAAAAGCAAUAUUGUUCCGGCUGCUUUAUCCAUUCCUGGAUCAGCCAAACAAAAUGCAGAAACGUACAUAAUGAGGAAAGAUGAUACGGAAGCGGCGGAAGAACUUUCUUGGAAGAGCUGCAAAUGCAACCGGGAAACGGGACGAUUUAUAAAGAUGAAAGUAUUGCAGCACAUGCCAACCAAAGAGGACAUUUCGCAUCUACUAGCAGACUUUCUCAUUGAUUUUCUACUCAACGGCUAUAAUACCUUGGUGGGCCACCUUCAUCAGCAAUUACUACAACAGAAAGACGCCCCGUCAUUGUUGGAGGAGGCUCCUUUUCUCUGGUUAAUCUCCUACUUCCUACCUUUCAUUUCAAAAUUGAAACUGGAUGUCGGACGGUUUACGAACGUCUUUACUAUUGAUCUCCUAUGCUUCCUGACGUGGGAGGUUGUUCACCAGGAGGAGGUAUUUGAAAUGAAUUCCAUGCAGCCCACAAAAGACGUGGAGCCUUGCCUGCGACGUUUGCACUUAGGCGUGAAGGCUAUAUGCGAAUAUUUGCAAAUCUUCAAAGUAUAUUCCUCUGCCAAAAAGGGUUCUACCCCAAUUAAUGAACUGCAGUUGGGAAACCGCGGAGAAAAAUUUCUUUUUGAUUUACGUAGUUAUCUACCUGCUGUUCGGGAUCUUCGGCAACUCUUCCUGCUUCAGUUACGUCAUUUUAAUCCCACCAUUCAAAACCGACAGCAUCUCCGUAAUGUAAUCGCAACUAAUCAUAUUUUACUGUUGGAGCUUGAAAGAGCUGCGAAGCAAUCACCACUCGUGGCGAAGAACUUUGAUUUGCAUCAGCACUUGGAUCAAUUCUGCACUGAAACGAUUGUGAAUCGAUACGGCAUUGCGCUGGAAGAUUUCAGGACGAACAGUACUUUCGUGAAUGAUUGCAUCCUCACUUUAUUGCAUCACGUAGGGGUAGAUUUAGAUCGUGUUGACCUCCUCUGUGAACAGGGGAUUUUGCGUUCAUUUCGUGACAUUUGGGAAGAAGAUCUGAACAUAUGUGAUGAUUGGAAAGACCUGAUUGAAUAUGUUAUUCGGAAAUUUUUGCGUAACUAUCAAACAAGCGGCCAUUUCCAUAUGGGUUCUCCUAGCAACCGCUCAAAUGGACCCUGGUAUCCUCAGGAUUCGUUGUCAGGCGAAUCCGAGCAUUUUGAAACUUCAAAAUUGUACCGUAUAGUGGAGACGGGACAUAGCUCCGUCAAAAACGACGCAACGGUCACAGAAGUACAUACCACGAAAACGGAACUAUUGAUCGCUCAGCUGAUCGAUUCAGGAUUCCGAAAACAAUUGGAUUGGAUUCGAUCAUCGUUACUGACAGCUUGUUCAGCUCGAUUAGGCACCUACGCCGGCCAAGAAUUUCGCCACCCUAUCACGUGUCUGAGUCUUCAGAUGAACAUGUCGUGCCCGAUAGUUCCUUGGACAGAAGUAGAAGCAUCCGCUCUACGUUCAGAAACAUUUCUCUACCUUCUUGAUCGCGUUGGUCUUUUUCCUUGCUGUGCACACGAUGCCCUUUAUCCUCGAAUACCGCGUGAAUGGUCAGCAGACACUGUGCUCAGCGUCGCUCUCAUUUUCGGUCCCGUCAAUCAAGAGAUGGUCGAUUUCGAUCUGUCUCUCUGCAAAAAAAAUUAAGCUAUUCGUUUCCAUGUUAUCUAUCCAUUUCACACGUAAGACAUUCACGUUUUUUUUAUGUUUAAAUACUUGGGCGUUGCAGAGUUUAACAGGUGGCAACUACGUAAAAUUUCUCCAUUGUUGGCGUAUCAAACACGAAUUUAAACCAUUUUUUUGUUUUCUAGUCUCACUUUGCUGUUAGAUAAAAAUACGUAAACAGGCCCCUAUUAAUAGCAAUACCGUAAUGUACUUACAAGAUGCAGGUAGUCUUCGAAAAUGGCGACGUUAAGGUUGAGUAGAGUCGAAUGUGUAUUUAGUGUUUGUGGUUCCUAAGGACAAACUAGAAAAACAUGUCAUUCUCAAUCUGCUUGUGAAACAAAGUAAGUGUAUUUGCUAUGCGUUGCAAUUGCUGCAUUAGGUUUAAAGCUUUGUUGUUUGCCCACUCCUUGACUAGCUUAUGUAACUUUUUGUUGGUACGAAAACUGAACAGAAAUCUGGCGGAGAAACACUGAAAAAUGACUCAUGAUAUAUCUCCUGCAGAAUUUUAGGUGCUCAAAAUUUCACGUCCAAAUUUUCUUUUUGAUCUUAUGUUAAUCAGAUCACUCAAUUCUGAAUGUCAGAGGAUACUUCACUUCUUCCAAACUUUUGAGCCCGUACCUCCUCUUCAAUUAUUCAGUCGAAUCGAAUCCCUAUAACAAGUACGACGUGACGUAAGCAUCUGUUCAGUUGUGUCUUUUGGGAUUAUUA